AUGAGCAAAAUCGCAGAAAAACCUGCCCAAGAUGGCAUCAUCUCUGACAAGCACGAGCACGACUCCAGCUCCCACGACGGCCACGAUUUCCAGACCGUCAACGAGUCGGCUGACAACUCAAACAUCUACUCCCAAGGCGGCAAGAACUUUCGAACCCUUACACGAUGGGACACCAUCUUUAUCCUCGUCGCCAACCAGGUCGGCCUCGGUAUCCUAUCGCUCCCCUCGACUCUCAAGACCCUUGGCUUGGUCCCUGGCAUCAUAGCCAUUCUCGGCAUCGGCGGAAUGUCUUGGUAUACCGCCUACGAGCUUCUGCAGUACUACAGACUUCAUCCUCAGGUGCUGAAUAUCGUUGAUAUGACGCGUUUUGUCGGUGGACGAACUCUAGAGAGUAUUGCUGGUGCCAUGAUGAUGAUUCAGGUCAUCUUUGUUGCUGCUUCUGCUAUGGUUACCAUGUCUAUCGCCCUCAACACCAUCUCUGGUCACGCUACCUGCACUGUCGUCUUCAUCUUUAUCUCAUGCGCUGCAUGCUACCUCUUCUGUAUCCCCCGCACGACCAAAUUUGUCUCAAACCUUGGAAUCCCCAACGCUGUCAGUGUUUUGGCCGCUUGUCUUAUCGUCAUGGUCGUUCUUGGCGUUGAUGGUCCUCGAGGUGUUGACAAGAUGUCUGAGUGGAGCCGAGAAAUCAACAUUGUUGGAAACCCCACUUUCCGUGAUGGUCUUAACGCCUGCUUGAAGAUUGUCUUUGCUUUUGCUGCCAACCUAAGCUUUGUUGGAUACCUUGCUGAGAUGGCCAACCCUAUGGAAGACUUCAAGUUCUGUCUUACUGUCCUUGAGUGUGGUUCCAUGACCCUGUAUGUCGUCUUCGCAGUCAUCUUCUACUGCCUCGGAGCCGAACACACCACUUCGCCAAUCUUGGGAUCUACCGCCCCCAUCUUCUCCAAGGCUGCCUAUGGUGUCGCCAUCCCUGCUAUUUUCGCUACUGGUCUCGCCUACGGUCACAUUGGCUCCAAGUACAUCUUUGUCAACGUCAUGCGCUGGACAGGCAACCUCCAUGAAGUCACUGCCAGCUCCGUCAAGUCAUGGGGUACCUGGAUUGCCUCCGUUACUGGUUUCUGGAUUGUUGUUUUCAUCCUGUCCAACGCCAUCCCUGUUUUUGACUCUAUCCUUUCCAUCACUUCCGCUACUACAAUCUCUUGGUUUACCUACGGUUUCAGUGCUGUCUUUUGGUUCCACAUGAACCAGGGUAUGUACUUCCGUGACUGGAAGAAGAUCAGCCUGACCAUCGCCAACGCCGGUCUCAUUGCUCUGUCCCUCUUUAUGAACGCAGCUGGUCUGUGGGCUUCUAUCACUGAGCUUCUUGACAUUUUCAACUCUUCUUCUGGUGUUCGUGGUGUCUUUUCUUGUGGAGACAAUGCUGCUGCAUAG
Messenger RNA from Fusarium coffeatum, 1428 nucleotides. RefSeq lists its product as uncharacterized. Bases 1 to 1428 code for a protein of 475 amino acids. The transcript is spliced from 2 exons. Gene Ontology annotation, molecular function: amino acid transmembrane transporter activity. Gene Ontology annotation, cellular component: vacuolar membrane. NCBI's taxonomy places the organism in Eukaryota, Fungi, Ascomycota, Sordariomycetes, Hypocreales, Nectriaceae. The record is from RefSeq and is a predicted model, not a curated record. Gene Ontology annotation, biological process: amino acid transmembrane transport.